Messenger RNA from Pelmatolapia mariae (spotted tilapia), 3566 nucleotides. RefSeq names its product ankyrin repeat domain 24 (gene ankrd24). Bases 1 to 3309 code for a protein of 1102 amino acids. NCBI's taxonomy places the organism in Eukaryota, Metazoa, Chordata, Actinopteri, Cichliformes, Cichlidae. The transcript has 21 exons. The record is from RefSeq and is a predicted model, not a curated record. Gene Ontology annotation, molecular function: protein binding.
AUGGAUCCUCAACAGCCUGUUUAUAGCCUGAUGAAGAGGUUCUGUCCUUGUUUCAGCCUGCUACCCCUGCCAAGUCAGGACUGGAGUAAGAGUGAUGAAAGGCUCUUGCAGGCUGUGGAGCAGAAUGAACCCGAUAAAGUCUCGGCUCUCAUUGUCAAAAAAGGUCUCUGUCCUACCAAGCUGGAUGCUGAGGGCAAGUCGGCGUUUCACCUCUCUGUAUCCCGAGGCCGGCUAGAUUGUCUGGAGGUUAUCGUCUCUCAUGGUGCAGACAUCAGCGUCACCGAUGGGGCUGGCUUCAGCGCCCUUCAUCUUGCAGCCAAAAAUGGCCAGUCUGAGUGCUUAAAGAGACUGUUACAGGAAAGAAUGGCGGUAGACUGCACGGACAGCAUUGGAAGGACACCACUCCAUCUUGCAGCGGUCAGUGGUUGCAUGUCCUGCACUGAGACCCUGUGGGACUUUAAAGCCAAUCUGGAUGCCCGGGACACUGACGGGGCCACCCCUCUGAUAUUGGCAGCCCAGAUGAGUAGAGUGGAACUGUGUGUCUUUCUAUUGGGUCGAGGUGCAAAUGCAAACAUACAAGAUAAUCAAGGAAGGUCUGCGUUGAUGCUGGCCUGUGAGAGUGACAGCGUUGAGACUGUAGAGGCUCUGCUGAGAGGUGGGGCCAACACACAGCUGGUCGACGGCCUCGGACACAAAGCUACCGACUACAGCGUAACCACAGGCAAUCAACGUAUCAUUGAGAUGCUGCAGGAUGGAGUACCUUCAGUCUCUGAGGGCGCAGGGGAGGAGAUGCAGGGUGUGCCACCUUCCCAAAAGUCCCAGAGUUCAGCUCCUCCUGCCCACUCUCCAGAGCCCCAUCAGUCCCAGUCCCCACCUCCCUCUCCCCAGCCUCAAGAAACCCAGCAGUCACCCCAGGCUGAAGACGAGGAGGUGUUUGAGGAGAUUCGGCGGCUGCGUCUGGAGAGAGGCCGUCUGCUCCAGAAGAUCAAAGCCUUGGAGCAGCAGCAGCAGAGUGCCCUCUCUGCCUUGGAGGAGCUUUCCCAACUAAAGAAAGGUCUGGAGGAGGCAGAGGCAGAGAGGGACAAACUGCUUGAGGAACUGAAAGCAGUCCAUGGUAUUGGGGCGAGUGACUCUGAGGACCUGGAUGAAAUGCUGGACUUCCCAGAAAAGCUGCUCUCCAAGCGCUCCAGAGCCUCCCCUGCUCAGGAUGAGGCCUCUUCUCAAACGGACAUUGACUCAGUCAGCCCCUCUCCUGCCCCUGCAGACCCCGGAGCUGUUGCUGAGCUGCAUAAACAAAUAGAGGAACUUACUUCCCAGAAUGCUGAACUUGUUCUGAAAGUUCAGAUGUUGGAGAUGUUUGAGAAGGAUGACACAGACAUGCAGACCUCCAGUUCGGACUUUGUCCCUCUCGUUCAAUAUGAAACCCUGAGAAAAGAGUAUGAAACCCUUCAGGAGCGCUUCUCUCAGGCCCAGGCUUCAGCAGAGGCUUCCAGUGUGGAAGAGCAUGAUGAUGAGCGAUCUCAGGGAGGAGCUGCAGAUUCAGAGAAUACAGAAGCUCUGAAGGAGAAGCUGCAUGAGCUGGAGGAGCAGUUGGCCUCUUCCAAAUCUGAGCUGGAGGAGCUAAAGGAGCAGAUGCGUGUCGGGGUGCUUUCUGUGGAGUGUGGUAUAGGGGAUAUUGCUGCAGCAGGUGCUGGGGCUUCAGAGGAGGGCCCGAGCCAGGAGGCAGAGCAGCUGAGAGCCAGGGUGACAGAGUUGGAGGAGGAGCUUUCUAAAAGAACGGGUGAGGCUGGGGGUCAGAGCAAUUCAGACAGUGACAUAAUAAAACAGCUGACAGAGAAAGUAAAGGAACUCCAGGCUGCUCUGGCCCAGAAGGAGUCUACAAAAGAGGAAGAAGAGAAAGAAAACAAACUAGAAGAUACAGAAACAGUGAAGUGCCUACGUGAGAAAGUUGCUAAGUUGGAGGCAGCCCUGGCAGAGAGCAGGAUAUCAGAAAAAGAUGGAGGCCAAGCAGGAGAUGGAGAUCAGGUCCAUCGCCUUCAGGAGCGUUUGCAUGAGCUAGAGGGAGAACUGAGGAAAUGUGUGCCCCGCUCGGAGCUGGAGGAGGUGCAGGUGAAUCUGGGACUCCAGUGUGAGCAGCUGGCAAGGGAGAGGGCGGAUGUGGCUAGAAGGCUCAACGAUGCCCUCCUGGAGCUGGAGAGACUCAGACCUCCACCACAUGGAGAAGAGGAAGAUGAAGAAGAGGAGGAAGAGCAUUCAGAGAGUUCAGAGCCCUCAGUCAUAUCAGAGCACUCCAGACGCACCUUAGCAGCAGUGAGAGAAGAACUUGAAGUAGCGAGGCAGGAAGCAGCUCAGGCUCUGGAUUGUCUGUGCGCUGAGCGAGAGAGCCGGGCACAGGACGCCCUACAGCUGAAGGACACGGUGCCACUUGCGAAACAUAAAGAGGCGCUGUCUGCGGUGUCGGAACAACUUGCUCAGACACUGCAAGAGCUCCAGGAAGAAAAAACCCUUCGGGGCCAUGCUGAGGAGCAGGCUGCCUCACUGGAGGCUAAACUGCAGGCCAUGCAGGAUGCCAUUCCCAAAGAGGAGCAUGAGAAAGUCAAGGCAGAGCUCCAGCACGCCCUGCAGGAAAGUGAGAGCGGUGCAGCAGCAGCUCGGGAUGCUCUGAGUGAGAAGGAGAUGGAACUGAGAGAGCUGAAAUCCCAGAAGGCUGCAGAACAGGGUCUGAUUUCUAAGGAGGAUCACGAGGCCCUACGGCUCUCUUUGCAGGCUGAGAUCAACGCCAUCAUGGCCCGUUUCAACGAUCUUACUCGUAAACACGAGAAGACCUGCACUGAGGUAUUCCAGGUACAAAGGGAGGCACUCUUUAAUAAGAGUGAGCGGCAGGUCGCAGAGUCGCAGCUCGCCACAGUUCAAAAACAACUUGCUGAACUACAAGCCCAGUCAACCCAUAUCCAGGAACUCCACAAAGACAUCCAGGAAUCGCAGAGCCUCGUGAAAGAGAAGGACCGCAAGAUAACAGAGCUGUCAAAGGAGGUGUUCCGACUGAAAGAGGCCCUGGGUGCUCUCUCGCCUCCUCUCGGAAUCACCUCUUCCUCUUCAUCAACCCAUCAUGGUAACCCUGGACAGCAAAUGGCUCUGCAGAAUAGGAUUGCCAUCCUCACUCAACAGCUCCAGGAUUGGGAGAGAAAGCACAAACAAGUGGUGACUGUGUACCGCUCACACUUACUGGCAGCUGUGCAGGGUCGCAUGGAUGAAGAGGUGCAGCAUUUGCUACUCCAGAUCCUGAAGAUGACACACCAGGGGCACUGAAAUUUAGAGCAUCUGCAAGUUUCUCUCAGCUCCAGUCCCCUCUACAGGGCAGUAUAGCAGCUCUAUCACAGCAGCCUGUGGGACCAGUACCCAGUAUAAAGCCAAAUACAACUGAUCUGUGGUCAGGUAUAGCUGCAUGAUUGUAAUCCAAACAACCGAUAGAAAAAUGGAACAUGGAGUGCCUUUUAUUGUGUAGUAUGUGAGGAGUUUAUGAAAGCAGAAUGCGAAUGUGACAGAGUGGAUAUUUAGACGAUACC